Messenger RNA from Diorhabda carinulata, 2273 nucleotides. Its product is annotated as golgin subfamily A member 6-like protein 22. Gene Ontology annotation, molecular function: nucleic acid binding; zinc ion binding. The record is from RefSeq and is a predicted model, not a curated record. NCBI's taxonomy places the organism in Eukaryota, Metazoa, Arthropoda, Insecta, Coleoptera, Chrysomelidae. The coding region runs from base 300 to 2273 and encodes 657 amino acids. The transcript has a single exon.
UCGAGGAGGCAGGAAGUGAGUCGGCCCAAAUCCUCGGAACGAGUUCUCUGGGAUGGGGUUUGGUCUACCCGACACGACGCGUCCCAAUGGCUCAUAGGGUGUCUCCGAAAGGAGUGGUCGGUCCUGAGUCGCUCAACCUCUUGUAAGAGGAUACAUGACCGACCAACCUUCUCGGAUAGGUGAUGAAUAAGGAACAAAUGCGUUCCCCAAUAAUUGCCCGCGGACCAAAAAAGACAUAGAGGAGUAAACCUCGAGAAAAGAAUCCGUAAUCCUACGUUGUGAGCUACCGUGGCUAUGGGAUGAAUGGCUGCGCGGAGUCAGUCUCGAACGUGUGCCUCUGGGGAUACCUGGCGACCUCCCCAGAGUAUUUUAGCCUUAGCGGGGUAAGGGCGCACUGCCCCGCCGGACACUCUUUCGACCCAACUCGUGGGAAUCAUAUGGAAUCACAAAAACAAAAACAAAAACUAGGAUAUAAGGUAGAGGAGAGGAGAAGAACAGUAGAAGAAGAGGUAAGAAGGAAGGAGGAGGAGGAAGAGGAAAGGCGGAAAUUCGAAGAAGAGUUGAUACUUAGGCAAAAGAAGAAUAAAAAAGUGAACAGGAGUAGGGACCUGGUAACACAAUCAACCAUAAUAGAAGAAGGAAAAAAAGAAGAAGAAGAAGAAGAAGAAGAAGAAGAAGAAAAAGAGGACACGUCCACCACAGACACCAGCGAGGGGGACAUACUGAGAAAAAUCAUGUUUGAGGAGGUGAAAGGGAAAAAAAGCAAAAAAAAAAGGGUAAGGGAAGAAAGUAAAAUUGAAGAAAGCGAAACAAAGAAAGAAAAAAAAGAAGAAAAAGAGAAGAAGGAAGAGGAAAAGGAAAGGGAGGGGGACGGGGAGAUAUGGGAGGAAAGGUUAAUAGAAAAAUUGGUUGAAAUUGAAAAUAUGACGACGGAGAAAAACGUAAUAGAAAAAAUUAAAGAACUCAAGGAAAUAAUUGAGAAUAAAGCUAAAUCAAAAUGCAAAGAAUGCAAAGAAGAAGAAGAAAAAAUAAGGAAAAAAAAAAGAACAGAGAAACUAAAGGAAGCAUUAUUUAAAGCAGAGGGAAAAUUCGAGGAAUGGGCCAGUCUGGCGAAAGAGGAAUGGGAGGAAGAAGUAUACUCUAAGACAGUAUGGCACGAGAGUAGCGUAAUAGAAGCGCUGAAACGGAGGGAAACGUGCGUAAUUCUAGGAAAACUGGGUAACAACGGAGAAACGGCGGACAUAAUAAGAAAAACGAAAGAAGAAAUCUGGACGGUAUGGGAAGAACUGGGUAAGGGGGAGUGGGAAUCCAUCGAAAAUAAAAUCAAAACAAAAAAAAAUGAAAUAAGAUGGUAUAAUCAUAUUGCAAAGGUAAGCGACGAAGAAGAGGGAAGGUUGGAAACAUUUAAUAUCUGUCAACAAAUAUCGGAGGAAAUAAACAGUGGGGCCGAAAAGGAAGUGGUUAUAGUGAUAGGGGAGGGAUUGGAUAAAAUACUGAUCAGAAAAAUAAUAGAAUUCGUAAACAGUAAGAAAGAUAUCAAAUAUAAAAUUAUAUCUAAAAUUGGGGAAACAGUAAAUAAUGGGGGUACGGGGGGAGAAUCACUCUUCAUUAAAACCGGCUCCCUUAAGUACACGGAGGUAUUAAGGAACAUGAAAUCCAACAUUAAAGUUGAUGAAUUAGGAAUCAAGGUAGAGGCGGUAAAGAAAACCGGGGGGGGAGACCUCCUGGUUAAACUCAAAGGCCAGGGGGCAGCGGAAAAGUUGAAAGGUGCCCUUACAGAAAAAAUAGGGGACCUGGCAAUGACGGUAAAAAGAAGAGAGGCCGUCUUUACAAUAAUGGAGGUGGACCCGUCGGUAAACUCACAAGAACUCAAGACGGCCAUCUGUGAGUGGACAGGCCUCAAGGACGACGAUAUAAACAUAAGGAGCAUGAGGGACAGCAGGGGGGGAGGCCAAACGGCCACAGUCGCGGUGAAAGAAGAAAGGGCGGCUGUGGUAAGGGCCAUGAACAAAAUAAGAGUACACUGGCAACUUUGUACGAUAAAAGAAAGAUUCACCCCCCUAAGGUGCUAUAGGUGCCUGGAGUACGGGCACAACACAUACUCCUGUAAGGGUAAGGACAGGAGUGGAAGUUGUUUUAAUUGUUUUAAGGAAGGGCACAGGGCCAAUGAAUGCAAAAAUGAAGCACACUGUCUCUCAUGCGACGAAAAGGGUCAUCGGACAGAUACGAUGGACUGUCCGAAAUAUAGGGGAGCCGUGUUUGGAAGGAGCUAG